AUGCCCGAAGAUGUCGUAGAGAGGGCAAGGGAAAUUCUAGACCAUUGUCCCGGAGGCUCCAUCGGCUCAGUUAUUUUCCGAGGUCAUCCGGCGAUUCGCCAACAUAUCGCCGAUUACAUAAGUCGGAGAGAUCUUGUUGAAGCCAGAACAGAGAACGUGUGGAUUACAAGUGGAGUGCUUCACGGUUUUUCAAUUGUGCUUCAAGUACUCAAACGACGUCUCAACGGAAAGCCUCCUGGUGCCAUAACAUGUGUGCCCCAGUACAUGGGCUAUACCACUCUGCUGCAGGAUCAAGGGUAUUGUGAGGCGUGCUAUUACCUCGAUGAAGAUCGAGGCUGGGAGCACAACGUCACCGAUAUGCAAAAGGCUCUGGAUGCAGUCAAGAGUCGCUGCGUGCCUCGCUGCUUCCUGCUUGUUAACCCUGCGAAUCCACCAAGCACGGUGUUAUCUGAGCGGCAGCUGCAGGAUAUCAUUCGCUUUGCCUAUAGGAAUCAGCUGAUAAUCUUAGCUGAUGAGAUCUUUGAGCAUAAUGCUUACACCAGCAAGUGUCCAUUUCACAGUGUCAGAAAAGUCAUGAACUCCAUGGGAACUCCGUACUCCCGGACUCAACUGGUGGCGUUCAAUUCAAUAUCAAAGGGCUUCGCAGCAGAGCCCGGGUUACAGGCAGGGUACUUCGAGGCUGUCAAUCUCGACUCUGUUGACCAAGCCAACCUGGAACAUGCCAUGAUGGAAUCCCUGCCGCCCAUGUUGUCUCAGGUUGCCUUAGACUGUCUGGUCAAGCCUCCGUGUCCAGGCGGAGCUUCGUAUGAGUUGUACUCUCAGGAAAAAGACUUCAUUCUGAACUCUUUAGCUGAACGUGCUCAGUUGGCGGAAGAGAGGCUGAACGCAAUUGUCGGAAUCCACUGCAGUCCAGUACAGGGGUCCAUGGCUGCCUACCCCCGCAUGACUAUUCCAGCCAAGGCUAUUGAAGAAGCGCAGCGUCGGAAAAUGGAGGCUGACGUGUUCUACGCCGAGGAAUUGCUACGCAGGAAAGGCGUUUGCGUUACGCCGAGCUCUGCUUUCGGGAGGCUGCCUGGAAAAUUUCACAUGAGGAUCACAAUACUUCCGCCAAAGGACAAGCUGCUGGAAAUGUUUGAUCGGCUGGAAUGCUUUCAGAAAGAGCUGAUGGCUGAAUACUCCUAGAAUAGGAAUAUCAGUGGAGCUGGUAUACAUCAAUAAACUUUACUUUUA
Molecule: messenger RNA, 1230 nt
Organism: Rhipicephalus sanguineus (brown dog tick)
Lineage: Eukaryota; Metazoa; Arthropoda; Arachnida; Ixodida; Ixodidae
Product: alanine aminotransferase 2
Exons: 11
Coding region: 1-1182 (393 amino acids)
Biological process (GO): biosynthetic process
Molecular function (GO): L-alanine:2-oxoglutarate transaminase activity; pyridoxal phosphate binding
Source: RefSeq, a predicted model, not a curated record